Molecule: messenger RNA, 735 nt
Organism: Enterobius vermicularis (human pinworm)
Lineage: Eukaryota; Metazoa; Nematoda; Chromadorea; Rhabditida; Oxyuridae
Source: the annotation of a GenBank genome assembly
AUGUGCAAUAACAUUGACUCUGAGCAAACUGUUAGGAUAACAGAACGAGCCAAAAGUGAGUCUCGACCCAACGAUGUUGAGCUGCUUGAACAAAUGGGGUUGAAACAAUUUACAGCACAAUUUAUGACUGUACCGUCCAGUUUCAUGAAAGAGAUAGUCGACAUGGCCUGCAGUAAACAUGAACAACAACUACAGUGUGGCUCAGUUUUUGAAGGUGAUGAAGUAACACGUCGCAGGAUUGAAGAUUUGAAGACAAUCGGAAACCAUAAAAUGAUGUUUGAUCUUGAAUGUGCUAACGAAACUUAUGCUCCUUCUGUUUAUCCUUGCGUCGGAGCUGAUGUUGCAUUAUGGUCUGCUUCAUGUUUACAACUAAUGCAACAAUACUGGACAUCCAGAAAUCUUGCAAACACCGAAAUUUUGUCAAUCUAUAAUACAGCUUUGAAUACAGUAAAAAAACUUAAACCUCGUGCAGAAUUGACAUCUGUUUUCCAUAAUUUUGUUUUUCAUGAUGCAAUGCGAAGAAUUUCCAAAAUUGAAGGCGAUAAAUGUGAACUCUUUAAACAGAUGCGCGACUGUAUUCUUCCAUCGUUGUACAAUCAGUGUGGCUUAGAAGCAACUGUUGCUGUGAAUACAAGUAUCAGUUUGGGUUAUCUUCGUACAGAACGGCGUGAAAAGUUGCACUUAGAUUUUCGAAAUUUUGCAUACUUCCUUGAUCCUCGUUGUGAAGGCUUGUAA